AUGAUCAGAAUGAGUCUAUUGAUUUUGGCACUUUUGGUGGUUGUACACUCGCUGAACGUCACCGAAAUGCCGCCGACAAGAGGAAUGCCCUUAACUACACAAAGCGCAGCGGCUAGCGGGUAAGACAGCUUCAUUGAGAUUAUUUUCAUUUCAUGAAAAAUUCCCACUUGGUAUUUUCAUGAAAUAUUCGACGAAUCUUACCGUGGACGUGUUUAUCCUUUAACAAACAAAGCUUUACCGAUUUUGUUCGAUGUAUAUACAGUGAUACCUUGAAAUAAUGUCCUCAGAAGUCAUCGUCUAGAAGUUUCUCCCAGGUGACUCUAGCGAGAAAGCUUUUUAAAUGAUAAAUUUUUUUUAUGACUAUAUUUUACUUACAUUGCGUAACCAUUUUAGCCGUGAUUUUAUUGUCUUUAGGUGCAUUUCUCUUUCUUUUGGUUUUUUUUUUCUUUUUAUCAGAUAGCGAUGACUAUGUCAUUGCGAUUUUUUUGGUAAAACCUUUCAACCCAUUUAAAUGACUCUUCAUUUAUUAGUCUGUUCUUAAACCUCUUUAUCAGUCUGGGGAAUCGCCUAUUCGAGAAGGUCAAUCACUGAUAUCACUUAAGUAAGACUGAAAAUCACGAAAUGGACUCGACCGAUUUUCGAUUUGAUCCAUGACAACAUUUCAAAUAUUCAUAAUGUUCUCGAAGACUUUCGGAAAUAAGAUAAUAAUUAGCAGAUUUUCUUCUUUAGUUUUGAGGCUGUUAAGCCGACUAAUAAUUUGUUUGUUUGUGCUGUAUUAAAACGUCGCCAACGAAACGAAAUCUCAGUCAUCAAAUCAGAAACCCAUCUCCGACUUUAUCAGCUUGAUUCAAAAAGUAGAAAUAGCAGUUCUAUUUUAUUUUGAAAGGUCUUUGUUCAGAUCAGCAUGUGACACCCUAGGAUGCUUCUAUAUUAUUAAGAAAAUGAGGUACACGAGGAGUAUAUUUUAUUAGUGAAUAUUACUUUUAGAAGUUGUGGACAACAUCGAUUUCCAACCGAGAAAGUGUUCGCGCGCAGUGAAUGCAAUUCUCCGCCGUUUUCCGCUCGUUAAAUGAAGGGGGCACACAAUGUUUAAAUAGCUUAAGAAAUGAUAAAACAAAUCGUGACUUUUGCGGGCCUUUCAUCGACGAAGUAUCAAUUACGUAUUGAUUUUUAAUGUAAGAAUGAUUCUAUAAGGCCCAUCAGUCAUGUCAUAUUGCUGUUUUUUUUUCAAACUCAAAAACGCGGUUGUUUUAAAAUGACGUACCAGUAGCCGAAGAUCCAUUUCCACGCUUUCAGAAUUGGGUUUAUCAUUAAUUUAAGACUGUUUGGAGAACUUGUAGUGAUCAAAAGGUCCUCUUCAAAAUAUCACGAGCAUCAUAUCGCAUUUAAGAUCCUUUUAACUCGAUCCAAAUCACCCAGGUUUUGUAUCACGGCGAACUUUAUAAUCAAACAAGAAAGUGUUCUUGGCUCCAAACCAAGUAAUCAAGUUGAGAUGAGAGAAUAGACAAUUGUAAACCUUACAAACCCACUCAAGCCUUUCUAUUAGAGAACAACCAGGACCUUUAUAUUUCAAUGAUUUUAUUUUACAAGUUUACAUUGAAAGUACAACAAAUUUUCCCUACGAGACUGAAAAAUAUUAUUUUUUGAAGAUAAAGCACCAUUUGCGAUUCAUAAGUGACGAUUCGCCUGCAUAAGCACUGGUGACCUCGUGGCAAGUGGGUUGCAACAAUAAUAACUUCAGUUAUAGUUUCAGUUUUCUGUCGCGAGCGACACUGAUUGAAGACUCUUGCAAACCCAAUGCCGAAAUUUUGAUGCGAGUUACACCUAAGCUUCUAUGUUUCUAUGUAAUGCGGUCAAAAUCUCGGUUGUAGUACAUCCCAUUUCGUGAUCGCAUUUUGUCCCUUUUUUUUUUUUUUUCAAGUCAUCAUGGUACUCCUCAGUUUGGUUCAUUUAAAAAAAAAGCCAAACUAACCAUGAUAUUUAGUAUUAGUACCAGAGAGAGAGUUUCCAAUUUUGGUUAAAAAGACAACUCUUUGAAAGUCAACGACCCUAUGAACAACUGAAAAUUAAUAGCGACGUAUCCUUAUGUUUGCUCAGGACUCCUACACCCUCAUGGAAGGAAAUCGCAAGAAACAAGUCCCAACUAGUAACACAACUAUUGAGAGGAUACGACAAGAGAAUUCGACCUUAUACUGGAGGUAAUCUUUCAAAAUUCCUACUACUUACUAUUCUUUUCAAGUAUUCUGUCACCUACGAUACAUGAUCGCAAACGCCAUAGCCGAAUUUCUAUAGCCGCUAACCUCAAAGAAACUACUCUCCUAAUCUUUUCUUGAUUCUUUUUUCAUACCCAGUGAUUAUUUCUAAACAAAUUUCCGUAUGGCUUGAAAGAGCAAGGUCGGGUGCUUACAUGAUCCAAAAGUAGCAGAAAUAAAAGGCGUUGUUUUUCUUAAUUCUUCAUUUUCAAAUUGCUUACAUGUAGAUGUACAGAAAAUAUCUUUGGUUCUUUUGUCCUCUUCCAGCUGUUGUUCUUUAAAUGCGGUUAUGAUGAUUUGAACGAUUUUUCGCCUUUUUCAUGCUCAGUGAGUUAAGACAUUUUGUAGAUUAGUCCUUCCCACUCGAAUAGAUGACAGUGCUGUGCAAAACAGGAAUACCAGUUAACAUAAUAGACAAAAAAUAUUUUAAGUCGACUGAUAAGAUGCCCACUAUCAUCUCACAGAUAUGACAGUGAAUAAACAAAACAGACAUACGUUACUUGAAGAAAAUAAACAUGAAAAAUUAUGCUUUACAGGAAAUUAUGAUUAUUCCGUGCUUCAUCCUUGUGAACUUUAACCAAACCAAAGCUGCCUUAGGUUGAUACACGAAAUGUAUGAAAUUCCACUGAUUUCUACAAAGCUGUUUUUAUGACUAGUGUGACUAUCCGAGUCUAAAAAAACUUUGAUCCAUUAUUGAACAUUGCGCACUGUAAAGGAUCGGAGAACUAUGAUUCGUCAUGGGACUGUGGAUAAUACAGUGUUACUGCUGCACAAGAAUGCUCGAAAAUCUGAGUUCUUCUCCAGGGGUCGAACCUUUGAGCUGCUAAUUUACAAGCCUAAAAGCUUCUAAACUUUAAAGCAGUUAAAAGUGCUGUACCCCAGUGCUAUGAGAAACAUAGCCAUUCGUCCAAGUUCAUGUGACAAUCAUCGUGCAUAUACAUUCCACCAGGAUUUAAUUGUUGGUGUAGUGCUCGCAAGUAGCGAUCGAUUUAUGACUGGUAUCUUUAAAAUAGCUUUGUUUCAAAUCCUCUAGUCGAAAAUGCACUGAUACAGCGAAGGGUUUUACCUAAAUGUUACUGGGUACAGAUUGCUGGUUGCAGGUCGCGACGAAUGAAACUGCUCAAGGACCUGAGCGGAAGAUUGAAAAAAAGCGCAUAACUUAGGGCCAAACAGAAGUCGACCCUUUAACAUUUAACCUUUUGGUUUGGAUUAUAUACCAUUGGGCGUAGGAGAUUCGAAGAAGUUUGUCGUUUAAUCAGGUUCAUGUGACAUACAUUUUGCAAUCUACCUGGUGACAGGAGAUUGAGAAGUUCUCAGUUCGCUGGCAAAAAAGGAGAGGAAGUGAUGACUAAAAUGGAUUGCACUGUAAUAUUGGUGAUGGAAGGAGCAGGAUUUUGACGCGCAUGGCUUAAACUGGUAAGCCGCACCUGAAUUGUCCUCCAUGUAGAAGUCCAAGAGAUACAUUGUGUUAUCUGCUGACCGGCGAUAUGAGGAGUUUUCAGUUCGCUUGCGAUGAAAGGGAAAGAGUAAUGACUACAGUGGGCCGGACUGUAAUAUCGGAGGUGGAAGGAGCAGGAUCUUGACACGCAUGGCUUGAACUGGUACGCCUCACCCGAUGUAUCCUCCCUAAAGAAGUAAUGGAGAUAUACCAUGUGAUAACUGCGGACAGGCGAUUGAGGCCGGAGUUUUCAGUUCACUUACGAUAAAAGAGAAGGAACGAUGACUGGCUGUUUUAUUGCUGACGGAAAGAGCAGGAUCUUGACGCAAAUGAGUUGAAUAGGUUAACAUCACCAAAUUUUUCUUACCACAAGGAUGAUCUCUAAAACAUCAGCCUUGAGGUCCCUGUUUACACGCCAUUUUCCUUAUGGUCUUCAACACUGCCCCUCGAAGUUCAGCAAGACGCCAACAAUACAGAAUAGGAUUGAUGGCGGAGUUCAAGUGUACUAUAGUGUUAGCCAAGUGCCAAGGCCUUGAAACAUCUUUGAAAGAAGCACUCGCAAUAAACACUGAUAUUGUUACUGGAAAAUAACACAAUAUCAUAGCAAUGUAAAAUACAAAGUUAUUAAAAGCCUUUUUUAUCAUUCGUGCCCUAUUUAAGCUGUUUGUAUCAGGUGAGCUUUUUACGGCUUCUUGUUGAACUUGGAUCUGAACUUGAUGCCGGCGAGCUAUGCAAUAUAUUCGAAUAUAAAAUAUUGCUGUAAGACAUAAAAAAAGACAAGCGCCAGUGGCUUGAAUAGUAAAAUAUACUGGCCAAUUCUGAAAAUAAACAAUUGAAAACAACGUGUUGUAUAUCCAGAUUGUUAGUAUAGAUACAAAUGUCAGUUUCGCUUUCAGUGUCGAACAAGUUUGAUAUCUCAGUGAAUACAUCAGAGCCAUAUAACGAUCUAUACUAAUGGCCGUCAUCGUACUGAGAGAGACUCCACAUAAAACAAACCCAGAGCAGUUGUAAAGGCGUUCAACGGAAUAAGCCGCAGUAAUUUCUUUGGCAAUGAAAACCGGUUGAACAAAUAAACCAACGAGAAAGUCUGAGACAGCAAGACUGCAAAGCAUGACCAUCGAAGUCGAGCGAAGGGACGGUGUUGUUAUUACAGUUGCCAAGAUCAACGUGUUCCCUAUGAUCGCUAUAAUCAUCAAAGGAGCGUUAAGAACGCAGUUAAUAAUUACAAUAGUUUCAGUGGUAGCAUUGUCUCCAGCUCCUCUAUAGCCAAGCAGAGUCUCGUCAAGUUUUGAGCUAGUAUAAUUCGUCAUGUUUUCACAGAAAUGAUCCUUCCCUUUGAAUAUUUAUCCACAAAAUAGGCAAAUGUUAAGCGAGGCUUUUCUUGCCCAACUUUGAAUUUUUAGGAAAUGCAAUGCAAAGACUUUACUAAGGUGGUGCUUGUUGGUGAAAAUUCAGAAUGAGCUCAGCCGAAUUAAAAUGGUUCUUUAUGCUCUCCUUGCAACACUUAGGAGCAAAUAUCCAAUAUAAUUUCUAUUUUAUCGAAUUUCAUGAGAUGCAAGGUGGUUCUUAUCUUGUUCAUGAUAAAUACAGGUGGCAAUAUUGUCCAGGGCUUAUAGAUACCUAUUAAGGCAAAUUUUACACUUAUAUUUUUUCCAGUUGUAAGCGUAGUCGAUGAAAAUUUUUCCGAUUACGCGAGUCCAGCGAUCGAUUUAAGCCCCUUUGCGGUUCGGUUUUGAAUCGGUCACGUAUCAUUUCAGUGCGUUAACAAAAAAAUGCUGAUUAAUCUAGAUAAAGCAGUGGGGAAAAUAGUGAGCUUUUGAUGCUUAAAUAUGUUAAGUUAUGAAUUUAUGCGUUCCAUUCAAGAGAAUACUUAAAUGGAGAUAAUUACAAACGUAUCUUCUUACGAAAUUAUUUAUUAUAGAGACAAAUUAUAUGAACAAUUUCUAUUUUAUUUCAUUUACUUUUUGACAUUAUCCUUUCACAUUGAGGGAUUACGUCGAUCACAGACUUGAACCAUUUGCAGGAAUAAGUGUCAUGGGUGUUUACGGCGUAGCGUAGAUUUCGGCUCAUUUAGGUCACACCUUUUUUAUCCAGAAGAGUGAGUUAUUCUAGAAAAGCUGAUGACGCAGGAAAAUGAGCCCAAACUUCUUUUACUCUUUUUAAAAAGGUCUAUCUUUUUGCUAACAUUCCGUGAAAUUUAAAGGACUCUUUGAAGUUAAUUUGUAUCUCUGACAUCUUUUAAGGCUCUUUUUUGUUUAACUUUUUUUGACUGUUUAAGAGAAAAUUUCGUUGCCGCUGAUUUCACUGUCCUUCCUAAAUAACCGCUACGUAAAUGUGAAGUAUCCGGUUUGAAUAUUUAUCGAUCAGAACCUUCUAUUUUGUGAAUGAACGCGUGGAAAUGAAAGAUUGCUUAGAAUAAACUCGAUACUGAGUUUCAUACUGCAAGAAUUUCUGCCCUCGUACAUUAUUUGAAUUUGAAAGUUCGUUAAAAUAAGCGAAUUUAAAUUCGUUUUCUUCAUCACUCAAGUAAUGGUAUCUCCUUUGCAAAAUGACGCUUCACUUUCGCUAGAAUCUGGUUUGAGCUUGGUUGAGGCGAUUUGCAGUAAGAGGUGGCAAAAAUAAUUUUCUCUAAGGUAAAAUGUCAACGUAUUUUCGUGCCAAACACUUGCGUUGGGAAAUUAAAAUAAGACAAUCCUGAAGCUUAAAAAUUCUAUGGAUUUCUAAAGUUUCGAUCAAUUCAUUCGAUAAUAAAAUUCAGGUGCUAAUGAGUUACGUUCAGUGCCAAGUGAAUACAAACGAAACUCACCUGCCUCUUGUAAAGGUGCUUAUCUCUGGGAAUUAAGGGAUUUUUUUUUAUUGAUAGUCUUAAGUUUGAGGAAGGCAUUCAGCUAUGAGCUGUAUAGCUAAGAAGACUUCUAUUGUGGCGGCCACCUCUGAACUCUAAAGACUUUUUCCCUGUUAAUAUAUCUUGAAUACGUGUCAUGAAAGCAUUACCAACAAUUUACCUGAGUCUUAAUGGAUCACCCAGCAGAUAUUGCUGAGGGUACAAAACCGAGCUUCCGUAGCGAAAAUCAGGGAGCGCAAACUACUAUGUAUUAUUUUGUUGUUUUUUUUGUUUUUUUUUUUGAGUUUUUGAGUUCCCUUAGUGACAUACAUGAAGUCUAUGACGUUUUCCGGGUAAUUUUUACUCCGAUGCCAACCAAGUAAUUCAUAAACUGCUAUAUUUUGCUGACCUUCCCUUAUUUCAUGAAAGACAGUUUAAUAACGAAACGACUUUGAUCAAUAUCAGUAUCUGGGCAACUGCCCACCUACCCCUCCCCUAACCCAACAACAGUCAAUUGAUAACAAGUUAAUGGUGGGUUAGGGGAGGGGUAGGUGGGCAGUUGCCCAGAUACUGAUAUUGGUCCCAUGUUCCCACAAGUACUAACUGCGUAAAAAUUUCUCUUAUUUCUAGUUCGACCGAUGGAUGUCCGUGUGGACAUGUUAGUGUCCAACAUUUGGGCCAUAGAGGAAGCAAAAAUGGUAAACCUAAUAUGUCGUUUACAUUCCGACCAUGGAAAAUAGAUGAAUUUUCGAAUUUUGUGCCAUCAUUUUAGUACAGCAGUUGGAAAUCUGGAAAAAAUUAUUCGAAAGAUUCCAUAGGGGGAAAAAGUUGUUGAAUAUUUGCUGCUUUUUUUUCGCUUAAUAGGAUUUUACAAUCGACAUCUAUCUUCGCCAGUAUUGGGAGGAUCCUCGACUUUCAUUUCUUGAGAACGAAAUUCAGAGAACGCUGACAUUAAAUAGACAAACAAUAGAUGAGAUAUGGGUUCCAAGUACAUAUUUCUUUAAUGCCAAGAAAGCAUACUUCCACGAUGUCACAACAGAUAAUUACCUGCUGCAAAUUCAACCGGAUGGAAAUAUCUUUUAUAGUGUUAGGUGAGCGGAAAUUUCUCUAUAUUUGUUACUCUUAUCCAAAGAAAGAUAUGUUUGAACCCAAAAAUAUUUGAUGCCACCAGUUAGAAGUAUGCUCCUGAACCCUUGUAAUUGCUAUCUCUGCCAUUAGAAAGGACCUGGGAAAUCAUGACGCGGAGCGGGGCUUGUGAUAUCGAAAACGGAAUUGAGCUUUCGAAAAACUUCUUCAAAGAAAUAUGCCAAAAAAGCAUCAUUGGAAACCAGUUUUUUUUAUCAUCCCCAGAAACCAUGAUUAUUAGUAUGUUAAGGUUUGUCCUCAAAAUUUCUAAUUCUUUGAAUAACAUUCCCCAGAUAACACAAUUUGUUUUUCGUACAUAUAAAGACGAUAGAGGAAAGUCUCUUUCGGAUUCCACUUUUAAUUGACUUACCAAUAGAUGGUGAUUAUUCUCAUUUUUUUUUUCUAUCGACAGGUUAACAGUGACAAUGGCUUGCAAACUUAAUUUACAGAUGUUUCCACAUGACGUACAAACCUGUACAGUCAUGCUUGAAUCGUGUAAGUCAAACAUUUCCUGGUGACUUUCUUGUGCCUCCUUUAUACGAACACUUGAAUCACUUCAUAAUGGCUCCUUUAUUCUAGCUUCUACAGGUGUUACUGACGACGGUAGAUCCUAAGUAUAGUCGUAUAAAGCAAAUCUGUCUUUAGAAAGCUAAUGAAGUACAUAGCCAAAAAAACGAGUGAAAGACAAAAAAAAAACACAGAAAGUUCAAACUAAUUUUUUCUGUUGACACCAAACACAGCCUCUGACAUAAACCAGAGGAUCCUUAUUAAAAGUGGAUAAAAUUUAUCAGUCUUUAGGAGGAAAAUGCAAUACACAGCAAACAAUGAGUGAAUGACAAAAUAAAACACAUAAAAUUAAAAUCAACUUUAUUUGGUUGACAAUACCGCAGCCUAUGACAUAAACCAGUGAAAGUCAUUUCUACUCUUAAAAAUACCCAGGUAACCAUGAUCAUGCACAGUUUAUGACUGGCGAGUGCUCAAAGAUAGCUCGCAUAUAAACUCGUUUUUUUUGUUUUGUUUUUUUUUAAAGAUGGUUAUCAAGCAACAGAUGUGUAUUACAAGUGGAAUUCAAGAAAUUCAACCGGUGAUGUUGUUUACAUCGCAGAGGACCUAGAGAUGCCCCAGUUCAUGAUCACCAACGUGGAACUGGAAGAGAAAACGAAUAUCUACAACAUUGGUACGCAAAUAAGUGCUUUUAAUUGAAUGAGGACAAGCCUUGAUAGUCACUUAUUUCAAAUAUUUGAUUUUAAUAAAAGUCUUUUCCAAAUUUAUUAAACUUUAGUUACUAGAGAGCUGUUUGACCUUAUGGUUGGUGAGGUGAUAGAGGAACAAAAUCGUCUGCUUUCAAGGUCCUUUCUGGGCUAUAUUUUUUCGAAAGAAUGCUACCAAAUGGAUAUGGUGAAAGAAUGUCUUUUAAAUCAGUAUUAAUAUGAAUAGGUAAUAAUAAUAACAUUAUUGGGUCAUUGGAGAAAGUGGUGAGUGCGAUAGCAACUAUGCCUAAAGGGGCUUGAGAUUGAGUUGGGGGGGGGGGGUGAGCUAACAUCAAAUUCAGAGGCUGUCUCGUCAAUUUAAGUCUCAACUUUGUAUCAAAACCGGCAAAAAAAACCUGAGCUUGGAAAAAAAUUUUGUUUCUGAGAGCCGCACCCUUAAAGCAUGCUAAAUUAUAUUUGCCCAUUACGUGGAUAGGACCUAAUCUUUGGUACUUAAAUUUUUUUUUGCUCGCGCCCGUUUCCUUAUGAUCAGAUCUCAUAAAAUGAACAUUUUAUUUUAUUCAAGGGCCUCACUCGGCGCUUGUGGCAAAGUUCACUUUUCAUCGUCGCCUUGGUUACUACAUGAUCCAAACCUACAUCCCAUCGAUGUUAACAGUGACAAUUUCAUGGUUCUCCUUCUGGAUUUCGCCAGAUUCCCCACCAGCCCGAGUAGGACUGGGUAUUACAACGGUCCUUACGAUGAUAACGAUUUCGAACAGUGCGCGUGCGCCACUUCCUAAGGUCUCCUACACUAAAGCCAUUGAUUGGUUUCUGCUGAUGUGCUUGGUAUACGUGUUCGGUGCGCUAAUGGAGUAUGCUAUUGUGAACUUUUACUCCUGUAAAGUUCAGUACAAAAAGCAAAAGGAGACAAGAAAGGCGGAACAGGAGGUUAGUGGCACUAUUCAAUUCGGACGAAUAAAACAUAGUUCAAUGUUAUUGGCGACAUGAUCAUUAUAAAAUAGGAACCUGUUUGGCAACAUGAACGUUGGCUAAUGACAGACGAAGUGCGUUCAUUUGCUCUUCAGAAACGUUUCUGGGUUUGAAAACUUCACAAUGAAUAAAAUUAACAGCCCUUCAAUGAACGUGAUUUGAAAUGCGCGAUAAACUAGAUGUUUUUCCCUGCAGAUUAUGAGGCUAAACAUUGGUUAGAGAAACAUUUUAUAUCUGAAUGUUGAUAAUUAAAUAAAAUUGUGACUUUCGCUUUAGAUUUAGUGCAGUUCACGGCCCAUUCAAUAUUUACAAUAGAGUUUAAUAAAGAUAAACAUCGGUACCAAGUUUUUUUGUUGUUGUUGAAGAGCAAAUUUGAGCGUUUUUAUUUUUGUUUAGUUCUUUCAGCAGGAAUCUGACAAAGAAGAAGCAGUUGGGCUGUUUCAGAACGGCUCUGUCAAGAAGAGUGACAGUAAUGGAAGCUACAGAGUGGCUGUUGUCAUGUAAGCUCAUCUGCAAAUUACAGAUCAUGUACAGUUUGUUUAAUGAAAAUAUUGGUAGAUGAAAAUAAUAACGGUAAUGAUGAUAGCUGGCGACAAUCAUAAUAUUUCAGUGACGAUAAUAAUAACGAUAAUAAUCGGCUUGUAAUAAUGCUGAUGACAGUGAUUAAGUGCUUAAUGAAAGAGGAGCUGGUGAAACUAAACGACGUGGAUGAAGAAGUGAGCCACUUUUUCUCAGAUAAGAACAAGGCAAACAUUUUCAAACGAUGAACAAUUCUGACCUGCAUCAAGAACUGAGCAUACUGGGGAUCAUUUCUGUGCAACGAAUUGCUCUCUUAUUUAGAAGACGUCAGCCUUAACCUAUAGUAUAGGCACAACACAAUUGCAAAAAACUGUAAACACCUUGAAGUGAUCAUUCGGGUUAGAGAAACCCUUUCAGUAACUAAUCUUUUAACAACGUCAGCAACGGAGGGAGAGGCUCAAGCUCUCUAAGAAAGGCAACCUCCUCGGCUCUCUCGUUAAUGGCGCGGCAGAUUUGAUUUAAUUUGGUUUGUUACUCUCGCUCUUCCUUUUUCUCAAAUUUGAUUUUUUUUCUCAGAGACAGCAAGAAUCCAUUUUUUCCUCGAGCGCAUCUGAACCAAAAAAAUCCCAAAUUCAGAUUAGCUCGCCGAUUUCGGCAAAAGGUAAGCGAUACAUUUGUUUCUCAAAAAUGUAUUUGAUAGUGGACAUUUUUUAUGGCAAUUGUUAGUAAUAGGAGUCGCUGUCGAAAAUUCUCGGUGGGAAGUUUGGGAAAGGCUAUUAAAGAAAUCUUCAAGAGGAAGAUGUUUGAAAACCUUUCCACCCCGUAGGAGAUGAAGAGCCCUGAGAGCACGCCUUAGUGCACGACACUCAAGAGUUUGGGCGUCGAUCUCAGGUUAUAUGGAUUAUUGUUUUGUACUCUCAGAAAGAGCUAAAGUCUUACUAUGCCUUCUUCCACGAGCAUAAAGAGACCACUUAAAGGCUUUCAUUUUCUUUACACUGACACAGGAAAUAGACGAAUCUAAUGAUAGCAAUUCCCAGCCUCCAAAAAAACGUCAUCACUACUUCUGGGACCCGUAUGAAACAGCAUUUAUGAUGUCAGAACCGGCAUAUACUGUGGAUAAAUACGCUAGGAUAUCCUUCCCUGUCACCUUCGCCGUGUUGAACUCCAUAUACUGGAUUGUUUACGCGCCGGAUAAAGUCAUCUUCUAAUUACACGCUGUAACAGUGGGAGUUGAAAUUCUCGUUGCAGUUUUCAUAUGCCGCAAUGACGCUUGCACUGAACUAAACGCGCGAGGUAAAAGAGCAAAAAGGCGAAAAAAGAAGAGAAAAAUGUGAAGAGAACGGAGCCAAACUCAUCGUACUCUAUUCUCAAGCAUAAAUCUUAAGAGCACAAGGAUAAUCAAGAAAAAUCCAUCUACAUCCUCUUCCCACUGUCGCAAAGAUCAUCAUGUCUUCAGAAUAAGCCGCAAAUAUGUGAGAAAAAAUCCUUGCUAAGCGAUAAACAUCUGAAGACCAAACAAAGGAACACCUUAAUGUAUAAUCACAUUUAAUUUUUGGUAUCUCAGAGUUAAGAGAAAACCGGGAAAGUCAAUGCUUCCUCAUACUCAGUCGUUUGACCAGAAAGUUUUAGUUCUGAUGUUCCUUUAAGUGAGAGGCCGUUAUUUUCGUUUGGCUCUUUUUAUUAAUUCUGCUGCACGAAAUAUUCAGAUAUGAAUGAAAUGAACUAGAAGUGAAACCAUGAAAUUCUCACCCCAAGACCGUGUUGAUAAAUUUUCCUGAUUUCUGAUGAUGAAUAUCUCCCAUGAAUCAAG
Molecule: messenger RNA, 12148 nt
Organism: Pocillopora meandrina
Lineage: Eukaryota; Metazoa; Cnidaria; Anthozoa; Scleractinia; Pocilloporidae
Source: the annotation of a GenBank genome assembly